This is a messenger RNA of Knipowitschia caucasica, 444 nucleotides long. Lineage: Eukaryota; Metazoa; Chordata; Actinopteri; Gobiiformes; Gobiidae. The record is from the annotation of a GenBank genome assembly.
AUGAAUCAUUUAUUGAGUAGUGAAGAGGAUGCGGCGGCUGUGGAGGCUGUGGCGGCUGCGGCGACUGUGGCGACUGUGGCGGCUGUGGCGGCUGUGGCGGCUGUGGCGGCUGUGGCGGCAGCGGCGACUGUGGCGACUGUGGCGGCUGUGGCGGCAGCGGCGGCUGUGGCGGCAGCGGCGACUGUGGCGGCUGUGGCGACUGCGGCGACUGUGGCGGCUGUGGCGGCAGCGGCGACUGUGGCGGCUGUGGCGGCUGUGGCGGCAGCGGCGACUGUGGCGACUGUGGCGGCUGUGGCGGCAGCGGCGGCUGUGGCGGCAGCGGCGACUGUGGCGGCUGUGGCGACUGCGGCGACUGCGGCGACUGUGGCGGCUGUGGCGGCAGCGGCGACUGUGGCGGCUGUGGCGGCUGUGGUGGCUAGUUUAUCUCCACCAUGUACAGAGUGA